GGCCUGGCUACCUAAGGUACCAGACGGAUACGCAGUAAUUACUUUCGUUGCUCUGGAGUCUGCUUACCUGUACUCUCCCCUUCCCUUGAGCUUCGGUGUCUGUCGAGCAAUUGAUCUACCCGAAGCCCGCGCUCGCAUUGCCCUUGCUUGGCCUUCGCUGUCCUUGAAUUCCUUCCCAACAUCUUCCUCUUGCCUUCUCUUCUUCCUCGUUCUCGUGUGAAAGCCACCCUAUAGGAAUCCCCUCGCCUCGUCGAUUUUCUCCCACCAUGACCGACCAGGAACCCGUCGUCGCCGACCUCCCCAACGGCGAGCCCGUCCCCGUCGCCUCGGACUCGCCCGCCCCGGAACCGUCGUCGCAACAACCUGCAGAACAGCCUACCGAGCAGCCCACAGAGCAGCCCACAGAGCAGACGCCGCAGUCGCAGUCGCCGUCGCAGUCGCAGCAGCCCAAGUCGGCUCAGAAACAACAACAACAACAACAACAACAACAACCCUCCCUCGCCGCCCUCUCCAACAUGGACGCCUUCCUGACCCGCCUCCACCGCUGCAUGUCCACCCCGGCCGGCAUCGACUCGAUGCUCAUGUUCGUCGGCUACACCUCCCGCCUGACCGCCGAGCUCCUCGACACCGCCGGCCGCUCCGCCCUCCACGCCACCGCCCACCGCCUCAUCACCCUCGCCUUCUCCCUACCGCCCCGCUCCGCCAUCCUCCUCGCCUCCGCCCCCGCCGCCCGCGCCAACCCGCUCGCCUCCCUCGCCCUCCAGCUCGCCGCCCGCCUCCGCGCCCUCUCCAACGUCCUCGGCGAGGGCCGCGUCUUCAUGCGCUCGUGGGCUCUUCUUGCCAUGUACCUCUGGGGCCGCCGCCUCGUCUCCUCCCUCCUGCGCCCCGCCGCCAAGGAAAAGGAAAACGAGAAGAAGAAGACGACGACGACGACGACGACGACGAGCCUCGACACCACCAUCGCCUGCACCCAGUUCGUCUCCCUCUCCCUCUUCCAGGCCCUCGAGAACGCCUACUUCCUCGGCUCCAAGGGCGUCCUCCCCCUGACCCCGGCCCAGCAGGGCAAGGCCCUCCUCUGGGGCACCCGCGCCUGGGCCGUCUACGUCGGCGUCGAGCUGGGCCGUCUUUUCGUCGAGCACCGCCGGAAGAGUUCUGCCGGUGACGCCGAUGCCUCGUCGGAGGAGCACAAGGCCUGGCGCCGGGGUUGGCAGCGCAGCGUGGUUCGCAACCUUGCCUGGGCGCCGCUUACUGUGCAUUGGAGCCUUCAGAAGGGGUUUAUGAAUGACCUUACCGUGUGGUCUAUUGCCUGCAUUCCUGCUGUGAUUGCGGGGCGCAGUGUGUGGAAGGAGAACGCAUAGGCUGGCUGGGCUUUGUUGAGCACACAACGUGUAUAUAGGGUGGCUCUGCUUUGCUACCGUGCUGUAGCAUCUUGCAUGUCUCUUGUGUUUCAUUUCAUUUCUCAUCAGCUGAACCCUGGUUUCCAAGAUACCUUGGGGUGGAUGUCUGGAAGUGACCUCAUUAAAGCGGCCAUAUCUGGGAGCUACCAGAAAUUCGGUGAUUACCCAACAUAGAGGCACGGGCAUCACGCCUCAUAAGAAGCAUGUCAUUCCAUAUUAAUGCCCAACUUGCGGUAUCUCAGCGCAGGUUACAGACACCUUAUAUCGUCCUGCAAUGUCUUUAGUCGUGUCAAAGCAAUAUUUCAUAGCGUUGGAGGCGAAUAUAUUAGUGAGAAUAUCUGGGAGAGGUUUUUCUUUUCUUCUUUUUUUCUUCCACAAAAUAAAAUAAACC
This is a messenger RNA of Sodiomyces alkalinus F11, 1788 nucleotides long. RefSeq lists its product as hypothetical. NCBI's taxonomy places the organism in Eukaryota, Fungi, Ascomycota, Sordariomycetes, Glomerellales, Plectosphaerellaceae. The record is from RefSeq and is a predicted model, not a curated record. The coding region runs from base 267 to 1358 and encodes 363 amino acids. The transcript has a single exon.